CACAAUGACGCGGAGAGGUUUGACGGGGAACGUUGUUGGGAUAUUCUGGUUAACGUCAUAUACAACAUAGUCCCCUUAGCCUCACUUUAGGCAUAUUAGGGACAUUCUCUGAAUCUAGGUAAUUCAGUGACAUUCCUGAAACAUGUAUAUCUAUUGACAUCUUCAGGAAGGACUUGGUCAGGGAUUAGGAAUCGACUUGUCCUGAAGUCCAAUCAAGGAUGUCAUAUUUGUGAUUCACACAUCAACCCAUCCCGCAAAUAAGAUGGCCGUAGAAUACAACAUAUCCGAUGUACGAGUCGACGUCUCUACAUGCCCUGUCAACGCGACCUCCGGCGAGUACGACGAUCUUGUGAUAGCUGCCUCCGUGGUAAGGCGUUUCUACAUCUGGUUUGUGUUUGCCUUUGGUUUCCCUGGCAACACCAUCAGCGCUAUUGUGGUCACCAGAAUGUGUCAGCAACGUCUUACAACGUCGUUGUUCUACGUCGGUUUGCUCGCCGUGGUGGACAACGUCGCUAUUGUUCUGAAGCUCGUGGAGAACCAGUCCCAGAACAGGAGAUUACCCAUGGACGACACAAGCUGCCGGGUACUGUUCUUCCUGGGGCUUAUUUUCUCCACCUACGCCAACUGGAUACUAACCACCCUGGCAAUAGAGAGAUUCCUCGUGGUCAGGUACCCGUUCAAGAUGGCGGUGUUGUGGACUGUGAGGAAAGGCCUGGUGAUUAUUUCGUGUGUGUUUGUGCUGCUGUGUCUGAUCCACCUCCAUCUGUUGUGGACAGUCAUUCACUAUGAAGGAUACACGUGCACGCUGACACUAGAAGGGCCAUCGUUCAAGGCCUGGUUCUAUGUCGGGUCCUUUCUGUACGCCAUCCUGCCGGCUUCCUGGCUCUUCAUCUGCAACAUCCUCCUUAUCAUCUACGUCAGGAGGUCGGCCACCAGACGGCGGGCUCUGUCAGAGAAUCACUCGACCACAGUUGCCACUAGAAGAUUCGAUGCACAGAUCACUUCGAUACUGGUUAUUGUUGCAGCAGUCUUUGUCAUUUUGUCGUUUCCUAGAUGCGUUUUCACGGCCGCAUAUGCGUACUGGAAUCCAACCAGUUGUUCUAUAGGUGAAGCGAGAAAAUAUUUUCUCGACGUCCUGACCAGCAACAUCGCCGACACCAGCCACGCCGUUAACUUCUACCUGUACUUCCUUGCUGGGAAGAGAUUUAGAAAUGCCUAUUCUUCUAUUAUCCGGGAAGUCUCGUCCAGAAAACGAACCCAGAUAACGACCUCAGUGAGUAAAUAUGUCACGUCGCUCUAGCAAUGUCUCAGCCGAAAAGCGACUGUCAGUAAACACAGCCAUGUUCAAUCAUCGCCAUUCAGGGGCGGUCGGGUAGCCUAGUGGUAAAAACGUUCACUCGUCACGCCGAAGACCCGGGUUCGAUUCUCGACAUGGGUAUAAUGUGUGAAGCUCAUUUCUGGUGUCCCCCGCCGUGAUAUUGCUGGAAUAUUGCUAAAAGGGGCGUAAAACCAUCGCCACUCUCUAAGUUCAGCAACGUCUGGCUCAGUCGUCAAAGCAACGCAAUCCGCUGUGCAGAGUUGCGUCCCGUAGAUGUGCCAGAAACCUAUGAUCUUGGGUUCGAAUCCCGGUUUGCUCUUAUUGCUUUUGGUUUGUCGGCACCACACCCGUGCUCGUGUAUGUUUUUUUUUAAAUGUGGUAAACGUCUAAGUAAGACCUGCCACACUUCAAGCUUUCCUCCUACAAGCUGAUAUAAAUGAAAUAUUGUUCAAAAGAGGCAAUUAAUUUACCAUCAUAAAGAGGUGCUCAAUUACUAUAUUAUAAAUAAAUAAAAUAACAAACUGUGUUCUUUGGACACGUGUUAUUAUGAACGAUCAGUAAGAAGGGGGCUUGAUUACUUUUUUUUAGAAAAAACUCCCUCUCUCUCCCCCGUGAAAGUCAAAUUAUUGCUGUCUUGACGUAUCGUAAGCUUUAAAAUUGAUGCAAUUUUGUUUGGAAAUGUAAACGGUCGAGAAGUGUAAAUGAAGUUCAAUUUAAAUCAGUUCAUAAAUAUAUCAUUGCAAGCCAGCGAUUUCAUUUCUUUGAUGAUAUGUUCGAUUUUAUUCAUGAUCAAUUUUCUCCUUAUUUUAUGCCAUAUUUGAAAACACAUUUUCUUGUUUACGUGUUUAUGAUGAUUAUAAGUAUCAUGUAUUUCUUGAGGCGACCCAGUGAGCAGGAUGUGCUUUUAUCCCA
Haliotis rufescens (red abalone) is the source of this 2230-nucleotide messenger RNA. RefSeq names its product cysteinyl leukotriene receptor 2-like. Gene Ontology annotation, biological process: G protein-coupled receptor signaling pathway. The transcript has 2 exons. Gene Ontology annotation, cellular component: plasma membrane. NCBI's taxonomy places the organism in Eukaryota, Metazoa, Mollusca, Gastropoda, Lepetellida, Haliotidae. Gene Ontology annotation, molecular function: G protein-coupled receptor activity. The record is from RefSeq and is a predicted model, not a curated record. Bases 263 to 1300 code for a protein of 345 amino acids.